UAAGUUUCCUAUCAGAGAUAUGUUGAUUUUUAAUGAGAAUGAAAGCUGCUGGUGACGUAAUGGAAACAAUAGCUCUGGUGGUAUAGGAAGCCUAAUUUUAACUCCCUGAGUGUUCGCGUGCUGACCACAAAGCAGCAACGACUGAAAACUGUACUAGAGUUUCAGACAGCGCUCAUAAACAUGGAAGUGAUCUUCAAGGAGGGGAUGUUGUACCUGCAGGUAGUCAAGUUUGGAAAAAAAUCGUGGCGGAAAACAAGGACGGUGCUUUUUAAAGCCAGCUCUACAGGGGUCGGCCGGCUGGAGCUCUGCUCUGUAGCUGACAGCAGCUCUGUUGCUGACCAGAAGAAGGCUUGUCGACAGAAAACAGAGAGAAAAGUUGUGCGUCUCAGUGACUGCCUCAGUGUCACUGCUGCUCCAAAGGAGUCCUGCCCUGCUGGGUGCUCGGCCUUCUACCUAAACACCACACAGGGCACCUACACGUUAGCCUCCACAACCUGCCAGGACUGGCUGAGCGCCGUCUGUCUCCUGGCCUUCCAGAAGGAUCCUGGAGAAUCAGACAAAGGGGAUUUCAAAGGAGGAAACGGUCUGACCAUGGAGGACAAUGACCUUUACUCAUCCUGGAAAAGCGAUCUGACUCUUCCUCCAAACCAGUACAAAGUGACUGUCCAGAGCACAGAGGCGUCCAAGCGGUGCCGGUUGGCUGGAGAGUAUCUGGUGUCUCCAGACAGAGAGGCUGUGAUUCUGCUGGACGUCAGUACUGGUCGUAUCAUCUACUGCUGGCCAUACAGGCUCCUACGCAAGUUUGGACAGGUUGAGGGAGGAUUCAGCAUUGAAGCAGGUCGUCGCUGUGACUCAGGAGAAGGAGUUUUCACCUUCCUGACCCGGUACGGUCCUCAGAUCUUCCAGCUCAUAUCCCAGCAGUGUGCCGUCGAGAAGAACUCAUGGGUCCAACCUGUCAGCGUCCACAGAAGAUCAUUUUCUGACGUCUCUCCAGUUUCCCUUCCUGGUCCUGCAGAUGUUUCUGCUGACACAGAGGAUGAGUCUGACAGCACCUACUCCACUAUUAUUCACACUUCUGUGGAAGAUAUAAAACAGCUUGCCAGACCCAGCAGCAGGGAGGCCGUGGGAGAGGAGGACGAGGAGGAACGCUGUCGCUCCCUGGAUUCAUUAAACAUGGGUAACUCCAUGGAGGACAGCAUUUAUUACAACCUGAGGAGAGCCACGCCUCCUUUGAUCAGAAAAGCCGAAACAGACGAUUCAGAGUGCCUUUAUUCGGAUGUGAAAAAACCUCCCUUGAAUCUUCAGCUCCAGCCUCUUUCCUCUCCCCUAACUCCCUGCACCAUCACCAAAUCUGCUCCCUAUGCCCCACCCAAGCCCCGCAGCCAGCCUCUGCCCCCUGUCAAUAACUACAUCCAGCCGGGCUACAAUGCACAGGCGGUGGAUGACACAAAGGAGACGGAGGAGGCCAUCAGCUCCUCCGCCCGUGCUGCCCCCACAGAGGCCCCUGGCAGUUUUAAACACAGGCUGGCAGAAAUCAUUUCUAAGGACCUGGCAAAGUUCCAGCUGCCUCCUCCCCAAGGAGCAGCCAGCCCCACAUUUUCUCAGUAGGCUAUUAGUUAACAGACAGACAAGAAGAAGCAAUUUUAAUCAUGAUAAAUUGUCAUGAAGCAUAAUUAGUUCCUUUAUUUCUAUAAAACCCCUUCCACUGGGAAGACGCAGUUAGGCACUUUGGGCUGGCAGAUGUUUGUAUGCUUUUCUAGUAGCUUGUUGUAUGAAAAAUGCAUCUGGAAUGCAUUGUAAUUGCAAAAAAGAAGAUUUAUUUUGUUUUGUUUAUGUCGGAGAAGCAAUGUGCUACAAUAUCUUUUAAUGUGAUGUUAGCUGAUAAGCUGGAUGAACAUGCAAGUGGCUGUUUGUUUUUAUUAUGGAAAUGCUUUGGGGGGGGAUGAUGACUCCUUGUUACAUUCAAUGAGGCACGCAGCAUUUUUUGCAAUUAGUUUCUUCUACUUCCUAAUGAGGGCUUUGUCACAUAUAAAUCAACCGCUUUGCAGAAUCCACAUUGUUUGUUGUUAUGAGUAUAGAAAUAACUUCAAAUGCACACUCAAGUCUUAUUAUAUCUUUAUUGUAGCAAAACGUCCCUCAUAAAAUACCCCUUGGCUAUACAUAAAUAGAAAAAUACUUGUUCUCAAUUAGACAAACUGGAAAGGUCAGUGGAUCAGGAUGUGUAAAGUGCAUAAAAGGCCUGCUGGAGUCCACACACAACAUCUUAGUGGGCGUUUUUUAAAAAGUUUUUCCUGUACUUUUUCUCAUUAAGCAGUGCAACAUCUAAGCUAUAAAUAUGCAGUAGGACUGUGUCACUCAUACAAUCAUCAUGUCUACUGUUGUUUACUGCCAUGCAAAUGUCUGGAAAACAGUUAAAAGUCAGGGUUUCCCUGUUACUGUCUCCAACCCUGAUCUUCCUCGGUGGCACUGACAGUCUAAGAUUCAUCCUCACUGCUGUUGGAUGAAGUCCCUGAUUUGUUGGAUUCUAAGUCAGAUGUAGGUCCCAGUAUAAUCAGGUGGCUGAUGGAGUUGCUGGGGUCUCUCUGCUCUCCGGUCAGCGGGUUCGGGGUCUGCGCACUGGCUGUCGGCCUUAUGGAGUGAAUCAGGCUCCUCCUGGAGGUCUUGUCCGCUGCGCCCUGACGCGGACUUCUGCACUCCGGAUGAACCACUCCAGCCAGCAGCUCAGACAGCUCCGUGAUGUAGAUCUGCGCCAUUUGGAGGGUGUCAUAUUUGGAUAACUUUUUCUCAUUUUCCAGGGAGGGGAUGACGCUCCUAAGCUCGUCAAACGCUUUGUUGAGGCCGUGCAUCCUCCUCCUCUCCCUGGCAUUGGCUGCCACGCGUCUGUGUCUCUGAGGGCUGAAGAGGCUCGUCUUGCCUCCAUCUGCUGCCUUGCUGGCAUCUGAGUCUGAGAUGCCUGCAGCAGAAACGCAGUCAGGGAGUUUACUCACUGGCACAAGUUUCUCCAGCGAGAUGCCUGCAUCUGCGGCUGCGUCCCUCCUUGAGAACGCAUGGAUUGAGUUUGAAGAAAUCCACGUUUUGGAGUUGAUGUGCGCCAAAUUGUGCUGCUGCAGCAGAGAGAAAUCCUCCGGGCAUUCUGGCCAGCUUGAGAGCUCUGCUUUUGCGGCCAUCACUGUAGUGGCCUGUGGUCGUGUAGCACGGCUGGAAAAGGUCGCACAAGAAGACUUCUCCUCUCUGGAGUGGUUUGCAAUGUGCCAAGAAUUUAUACAGCCUCCCCUCAGUCACCUUGGUGUCACUCCCAGCAGCUCUGACAAGCCUGCAGCCUCAGGAGGCAGCAGCCAAUCGCAAAGUCCCCUCUGACCCUGUCAAAGAACAAUUAGACAAAGCUCCACUUUUUUUCUCCUAUUGUGUAUUGUAACUCAAUCACGACCUUGUUGUUAUCCUCACAUAGAGGGGAGACCAAAGUAUUAAUCAUUUAGGAGCGUGUAGUGUGUGAAAAGCUUUUCAGAAGAGGAGAGAAGAAGGUGUAAAGGAUCUCAUGACCUGAAGCUGUGGGCUGUAUUAUUACUUAUUGAUACAAAAUCCCAUAAAUAAAUAAAGCAGACCUUGCUUUAACAAGUGGAAACGUCAAAACAGGCGUUUUUUUGUGGCAACUCGUGGACUUUACGAGAUAUAUUUUCAUUAAAUUGACUCAUUUGCAUUGGUAAUCUGUGGUUUGCUGUGCGUAAAAGCAAACACUGAAGCCUGGAUUAACCUCAUCAUCAUCACUGCUCCAAUUCUUUAUCAGGAGCAAAGUAACUGACUUCUUGAUUUGCUCUUGAAAGCUCUGGCAACAAACAAGUUUGUUCUCAAACAAACUGUAAAAGAUGGCCAGUCUUUGCUGGAUUAUUUGCAGAGGAAUAAUAAAAUGAACAGGUGGGGGACCAGGCUGGAGACACACCUGUCUAUAACUGAUAAGUUGCCUCAGAGCGAUUUAUGAAUCAUUUGGCGAGGAUGAAAACACGCACUGUGUGUAAAACCAAGCGUUCCAUCCAUGCUUGUUAUUUAUCAUUCUUAAUGUUCCGGUUGUUUAUUUAACACGAUGGGUUUGUUCUCUAAUUAAGACCAAAUGAAUGAAGAUAAAUUCGGCUUUUCUUCUUCUUGUUGUUUUCUUGGUUCCAGUUAUGUGACUCCAGCCCUGUGCGUAUCAGCUGGUGUCCCUUGGCACCACGCUCCAGGUCCACACACCUCUGUUAUGGCCAGUGUCACCCAUCUCCCAUAUGCUGCUGGGCCCACAGCGACACGGAGCUUCCACGCUGACAC
This is a messenger RNA of Amphiprion ocellaris (clown anemonefish), 4299 nucleotides long. RefSeq names its product docking protein 3 (gene dok3). The record is from RefSeq and is a predicted model, not a curated record. Gene Ontology annotation, biological process: cell surface receptor protein tyrosine kinase signaling pathway; positive regulation of MAPK cascade. The transcript is spliced from 5 exons. Bases 181 to 1608 code for a protein of 475 amino acids. Gene Ontology annotation, cellular component: cytoplasm. Lineage: Eukaryota; Metazoa; Chordata; Actinopteri; Pomacentridae.